GCCAACCAUAUACUCUCCCUCCCCCACCACACACACACCAAACCUCCUCUGGCUCUCUGACCUCCGUGAGAUUGCAGUCAGUCCAGGGGGAAUCUGUGAGAGACAUGGAGAAAGAGAUGGGGGACCCCCUGGCUGGAGCAGACCAACAGAAUAGGCAACUAUGGCUGGAGAACCGGGUAUCAGAGUAAUGCUUGACCUCGGGAAACAAUGCUCUACCCACCAUCUUGACUGGUCUUCAACCCUUCUCUUUCCCCACACUCAGCCAAAUUUCUUCUUCCAGUCACAGAAGUAUCCAGCGAAAUUCACUAGGUAGGAGGCUCAUCAUCUGGGAAGAACCGGUGCCUGGGGGGACCUGGCUGGAUAGGUAUGGGGGAUAGAGGCCAUUCCCCUAGUCCCCGGUCCCCUCAUGGCAGUCCUCCAACUCUAAGCACCCUCACUCUCCUGCUGCUCCUCUGUGGACAGGCUCACUCCCAGUGCAAGAUCCUUCGCUGCAAUGCCGAAUACGUCUCGUCCACGCUGAGCCUUCGGGGAGGGGGUUCACCUGACACGCCGCGUGGAGGUGGCCGUGGUGGGCUGGCCUCGGGUGCCUUGUGUCGCGCCCUGCGCUCCUACGCUCUCUGCACGCGGCGCACGGCCCGCACCUGCCGCGGGGACCUCGCUUUCCACUCCGCCGUGCAUGGCAUAGAGGACCUGAUGAUCCAGCACAACUGCUCACGCCAGGGUCCCACUGCUCCGCCUCCAGCCCGGGGCCCCGCCCUGCCCGGGGCCGGGCCAGCGCCCCUGACCCCAGAUCCCUGUGACUAUGAGGCCCGGUUUUCCAGGCUGCACGGUCGAGCCCCGGGCUUCUUGCAUUGCGCCUCCUUUGGAGACCCCCAUGUGCGCAGCUUCCACAACCAAUUUCACACAUGCCGCGUCCAAGGAGCUUGGCCCCUGCUAGACAACGACUUCCUCUUUGUCCAGGCCACCAGCUCCCCGGUGUCGUCGGGAGCCAACGCUACCACCAUCCGGAAGAUCACGAUCAUAUUUAAAAACAUGCAGGAAUGCAUCGACCAGAAAGUCUACCAGGCUGAGGUGGACAAUCUUCCUGCAGCCUUUGAAGAUGGUUCUAUCAAUGGGGGCGACCGACCUGGGGGCUCGAGUUUGUCCAUUCAAACUGCCAACCUUGGGAGCCACGUGGAGAUUCGAGCUGCCUACAUUGGAACAACUAUCAUCAUUCGACAGACAACUGGACAGCUCUCCUUCUCUGUCAGGGUAGCUGAGGAUGUGGCGCGGGCCUUCUCCGCUGAGCAGGACCUACAGCUGUGUGUCGGGGGAUGCCCUCCGAGUCAGCGACUCUCUCGCUCAGAGCGCAAUCGCCGCGGGGCUAUAGCCAUAGAUACUGCCAGAAGGCUGUGUAAAGAAGGGCUUCCGGUUGAAGAUGCCUACUUCCAAUCCUGCGUCUUUGAUGUUUCAGUCUCUGGUGACCCCAACUUUACUGUUGCAGCCCAGACAGCUCUGGAUGAUGCCCGAGUCUUCUUGACGGAUUUAGAGAAUUUACAUCUUUUCCCUUCAGAUGCAGGGCCUCCCCUCUCUCCAGCCGCCUGCCUAGUCCCGCUUCUUUCCGCUCUCUUUCUUCUGUGGUUUUGCAGCGUUCAGUAAGUAGGCCAGCAACCCGGGACUCGUUUGGAAACUGAUUUAAGGAUAGAGGUUGGUGUGAGAAAACACAAAGAUGUGCCAAAGGUAACAGCGAGGACAGGAGACAACGUCACUUACUCAGACAAGGUUGCAGUCCAGGGCUGAAAUGACCCUAGAAUAAAGAUUCUGGGUCAGGGUUUGCACUCCAGACCUUGGCAUGGGCUAUUCACCAUGAAAUUCCCGGUUAGUGAUUUCCCACUUAUAAUGAAAUUCCACUCUCUGUACACCUGAUAUCACUCCUGCAAGCCUAGAGAUUGUGAGAGUGCUAAUGACCAGCAAAAUGGGUUGCAAUACCUUAAAGGCAAAAACUAAAAAAGGAAAAACAUGAUUAUCUGUAAGAAAGUCAAAAGAGGAGAAACUAAUUAGGGAAAGCUUUUUGGUUCAGAAACGAAGUGGGCAUCAUCUGACAGAGGACUCUGCUUUUGGAGACUGGCAUCUCCAUCCCUUCCCAGUCUGUUAUUAAAGCGAUGUGUUCUCUGUCCUCUGAUGCCUCUGUUGAAUCCCUUUACAAAUGUGUGGCUUACAAAUGGAAUUGAGGCUGUGUGUUCCCUCCACUGGAAAAAGAAAAAAAAAAAAGGCCUUACAGUUACCAGCUAUUGUCUCCUCCCUCUUGGAGUCUACAGGCUGUUGGAGAGAAAAAACUGGUUCAUAA
Mastomys coucha (southern multimammate mouse) is the source of this 2326-nucleotide messenger RNA. It is a transcript of the gene Hjv, whose product is annotated as hemojuvelin BMP co-receptor. The record is from RefSeq and is a predicted model, not a curated record. The coding region runs from base 367 to 1638 and encodes 423 amino acids. Gene Ontology annotation, cellular component: plasma membrane. NCBI's taxonomy places the organism in Eukaryota, Metazoa, Chordata, Mammalia, Rodentia, Muridae. The transcript has 4 exons. Gene Ontology annotation, molecular function: coreceptor activity. Gene Ontology annotation, biological process: BMP signaling pathway.